AUGGUUAUGGAAGCUGAAAAAAAAGGGGUUUCUUCAUCUUUGAAAAGCUCAACAAUCUUGAGGCAACAACCGCAAAAAUCCACUGCAGGUGCUCUUGAUGAUAUGUUCAAGAUUAUGGACAAAAAUAGUGUUGAUAUGAAGGUGAUGAGAGGAUUGUGUGCUAAUGGAAUUCCAUUUAAUGUGUUAAGAAAUCCCCAAUUUCAUGAGAUGAUUUCAGCUAUAAAUAAUGGACCCAGGGGUUAUAAGGUACUAGCUCAACCAAUAUCAAAUUCAUCUGCUGAAAGGAAUUGGAGUACGUAUUCAUACAUUCACAGUGUCAAGAGAAAUAGGCUGAAUGCUGAAAGAGCUGAUAAAUUAGUUUUUAUUCAUUCCAAUAUUCGUUUGCUUUCACGUUUCUCCGAAGGCUACAAUAAUGGAACUUAUAAGAGAUGGGACAUUAAUCCAGAAUCAACGGAAGUAGAUGAUUCGCCAAUGAGAUUGGAGGACUUGCGAUGGAGAAUGUUAGACGAAGACUAUGUUGAUGAGGAAGAAUCAUCGCGUACCAAGAAUACUUCAAGCAGACCUUGGGCUGAUGUCUUUUGGGCCCAAACUAGCUUUCUGGGUAUUAGUACUAGAAAACAGGGGAAACUUCCCUCGGGCUCAUGCAAAUGCAUUAAGGAACUACUGUUAGACAAUGUCCAUGUGGGAAGUUUCACCAUUGAAAGCUUGUCUUUGGAAUCAUUUACGUUGUUGUAUCGCCAUAAUAGUGACCCCUGUCAUUUCAGCAUCUCAGGUGAGAAACUUGCUGAGAUAAAUAUAAAGUGGGAAAAUAGUAAAGCUAGCAGCAGUAUUACCAGAUCAUUAAAUGUUUAUGCUCCAAAUCUCAAGUAUUUGAAAUGGAUUGGGAAUUUGUUGAAUUACCAAAAUUUGGGGAAAUUUAUGUGUUUAGAGACGGCUCAUAUCUUUCUCAAGCGUCAGGGAGAUGACUAUGACUUUGACAAUGCAUUUGAGGUUCUUUGCAGUUUCUACAGGGUUAAAUCACUUGUUCUGAGCGAGGAGACCAUUAAGGUUUUGCUCAGGGAAGGUUCCAUGCAUGCCCCAUUGGAUGGUACUAUUUACUUGGGUAUGCAUAUUAUGAACUUGACUGAUGACCUAGUCCCUGCAAUGGUAUCUCUUCUGAGAGGAAUGCCUAAUUUGAAGACUUUGUACAUCAAUUCUUACCCUUCCUUGCACAUUGUUAAACCAAAAGCCUGUGGUUUUAAGAGGAAAUACUGGAAAUCCCAAAAUCUGGAUUGUAUUCAUCAGCUUGAGGAGGUAUCAGUAGCACUCUCCACUGGUUAUCGUACUAAUGCCUUGGAGUUCGCAACAUAUAUUCUUGAGCAUGCUCCGAAAUUGAAGAAAAUGGUCAUAUGUUAUUUACCCCACCAGUUCUAUAUUAUAGAGAGGAUAAAUAAAAGCAAGAAAAUUUCCUCUGCAACUGUUGUCUUUAAGAAAAGAGGAGUGAAUGACGAUGGAGCAAUGGGUGAAAGUUAUUAUGGGAAGCUCUUUCACUUGCACCGGUUCUGAUCUUGUACUUUUCUUAGAGGAAUGGAUGGAGGAAACCUAGUCUUGUGUUUCUGUUUUUGGUAUUGUUAUCAAUGGGGUGGAAUUGUAUUUUUAUGUUUCAAAUCUUAUUGAGCUUAAAUCAAGUAGUAUAUAUAUGUCAAAUGCAAAAUAUAGGGUAUCCAGUGUUUUAAGUUACUUUGUAGGCAUGUAGCCGUGAAAUAUUGCUAUAAACAAAAGUAGUGUUCGGCAUCUUGAACUUUUUCUUUAUUUUGUGGAAAGUGGUUAUUUACAGUACUUGGCCUUUAACCCAGUACAAGGAUAUGGAUGUCAAUUAUGUAG
Rosa rugosa (rugosa rose) is the source of this 1863-nucleotide messenger RNA. RefSeq lists its product as uncharacterized. The record is from RefSeq and is a predicted model, not a curated record. The transcript is spliced from 5 exons. Lineage: Eukaryota; Viridiplantae; Streptophyta; Magnoliopsida; Rosales; Rosaceae. Bases 1 to 1545 code for a protein of 514 amino acids. Gene Ontology annotation, molecular function: protein dimerization activity.